AGAAAGACCGAAGAAUAGUAAUGGCCCGUGGUAAGGUUCAGAUGAGAAGGAUAGAAAACCCAGUGCACAGGCAGGUCACCUUCUGUAAGCGGCGGAUGGGCCUCCUCAAGAAGGCCAAGGAGCUAUCUGUUUUAUGCGAUGCUGAUAUUGGUGUCAUGGUGUUCUCUCCUCAUGGCAAGAUUUAUGAGUUGGCCACCAACGGGAACAUGCAAGGCUUAAUUGAGAGGUACAAGGGUAGCAACACAGAAGCACAAAUUGAAAGUAGCAAGCAGAAAAACCCUCAGAUAAUACAACAAGAGGUACUACUCUUGAGGCAAGAAAUUGACUUACUUCAGAAAGGCUUAAGAUACAUGUAUGGAGCAAAAGAUAUGGACCACAUGAAUCUUCAUGAGCUCCAAGUCCUGGAGAGUAAUCUUGAAAUUUGGGUACACAACAUUCGCUCUACAAAGAUGGAGAUCAUAUCUAGGGAGAUUGAGAUUCUCAAGAACAAGGAAGGCAUACUGAAGGCUACCAACGAUUUACUUCAAGAAAGGGUAAUUGAGCAGAGUGGGAUUCUGGACACGGGCAGCAACAUGAUGAUAUCACACUUCCCCUUCCAGCGAACCAUGGAGAGUGGCCACUACUUCUAGCCGAAACAACCGACCUCUCAAGUUAUCACGUCAGUUAUGAUUCGAGUUCAACAAGGCCACCAUGCAUGGAACUCAUAACGUCGCAUCUGCCAACUUUGUGUUGUACAAAGGAAACAAAACAGCAUCUGUAUGACUGUAUC
Lolium rigidum is the source of this 769-nucleotide messenger RNA. RefSeq names its product MADS-box transcription factor 26-like. Lineage: Eukaryota; Viridiplantae; Streptophyta; Magnoliopsida; Poales; Poaceae. The record is from RefSeq and is a predicted model, not a curated record. Bases 21 to 629 code for a protein of 202 amino acids. Gene Ontology annotation, biological process: positive regulation of transcription by RNA polymerase II. The transcript has 7 exons. Gene Ontology annotation, cellular component: nucleus. Gene Ontology annotation, molecular function: RNA polymerase II cis-regulatory region sequence-specific DNA binding; protein dimerization activity; DNA-binding transcription factor activity, RNA polymerase II-specific.